AUGUGUCACGCCUUGAGUGUCAUUGAGUGUAUUCAACGUACUUUCUUAAUGUUAUUAAACGUCAACAAACACACUAUGUACAAUCGUAAGAUUACAGAACAGCGUGAACGUUAUGGUGGAACCUCGCGUCUGGAAAACGAACGAAGAGAAGAAGCUCGUCGUAGACUGAUGAGAAAGUUCCGGGAGGAUAACUUGACCAGCAAUGAAGUCGAAGAUGAUGGCCAUGACGAAGAAAAGAGGGCUAUAAGACGGCCUAGAAAGAGAAAAGAAUGUGAGAAGGAAGAAGUCGAGGAGAGGCUAAACGAUGAGGUCCAAAGGGCUUCAAAAAUAGGAAAAAAAGCUAAGAAGUAUAUGGUUAUGGCUGCUGACUACGACUACAACUUUGAUGUAGUCGAUACCCCAAUUCUUUAG
Molecule: messenger RNA, 411 nt
Organism: Mucor mucedo
Lineage: Eukaryota; Fungi; Mucoromycota; Mucoromycetes; Mucorales; Mucoraceae
Exons: 3
Coding region: 1-411 (136 amino acids)
Source: RefSeq, a predicted model, not a curated record